CGUACUCUGACGGCGACGCUUGGAGCUGGUGGGCCUGGGGGCGGAGCAUUUUUAAGGUCAUCUGCAUCUUCUGACUGAGGAAAAGAUGGUCAACGUCUUGAAAGGAGUGCUUAUAGAAUGUGAUCCUGCCAUGAAGCAGUUUCUGCUGUACUUGGAUGAGUCAAAUGCCCUAGGGAAGAAGUUCAUCAUUCAAGACAUUGAUGACACUCAUGUCUUUGUAAUAGCAGAGUUGGUUAAUGUCCUCCAGGAGCGAGUAGGUGAAUUAAUGGACCAAAACGCUUUUUCUCUUACCCAGAAGUGAAAAUAUUAGAUAUUGACCACUUAGGAAUGAAAAGUAACAGAUGGGAGAAACUGUCACCAUUUAGUAUCUUAUGUGACAGGUUAGACUUAGAGAAUUGCUGAGAAGCAUGCUGCAGAAGAGACGGGGGUAUCAUUUGUUCAGAAAAAAACAAUCCUGAACUGAUUUUCUUACUCUGUUUUUUUUUGUUGUUGUUGUUGUUUUUAAUAUGUGUACCCUAGAAUUUAAAAAAAAGGAUUUAACAGUUGGCUAUAAUUUGACUUUCAUUGUCCUUUAUUAAAAUAUAAAUGGUUUUCUUACCUUUUUAAUGCCAAUUUAAUACAUAUGGAAUAUAACUUUUAUCAGUCUAGCCUAGAUACUUAUUUUUCUUGUUCCUAUUAGUAAUUUUGAGUUUUUAUAGUGUGGUAUGGUUAGUUUUGUUUCAACUAGAAACUUAAAAGAUGUUUUUUAUAAAGUAUGGCAUGCAGAAAGUGCACAAAUCAUAAAUGUACACAUCUCAGAAUUUCCACAAACUGAACACACUUCUGUAAACAGCACCCAGAUCAUGAAAAAGACAGUUACCACCAUCUCAGAAGCCCUUUCAAUAGAAACACCGAAUGAAACACUGCGCUGACUUUGAACUGUAUAGUUUUGCUGCUUUAUUAACUUUGAGUGGAAUCAUGCAGCAUGUAUUCUUGUCUGGCAUCUAUUACUCAGCAUUAUAUUUGUAAGAGUUGUCUUUGCUGUUGCAUGAUGUUAUAAGUUGACCUUGAACGAUACACGUUUGAACUGCGCAAGUCCACUUAUACGUGGAUUAUUUUGAGUAAGUACUGUAAAUGUAGUCUCCAUAUGAUUUUCCUAACAUUUACUUUUCUCUAACUUACUUGAUUGUAAGACUACAGUAUACAAUACAUAUAACUUACAAAAUAUGUUAGUCAACUCUUUAUGUUAUCUGUAAGGCUUCCAGCCAGCAGUAGGCUAUUAGUAAAGUUUUGGAGGAGUCCAGAGUUGUGUAUGGAUUUUCAACUGCUCAGGGGUUGAUGACCCUAACCACCACUCCUCACCCCUGUUGUUCAAGGGCCAACUGUACUUUUUUCAUUCUCAUUGUUAUACAGUAGGUAUUCCAUUGUUUGCUUCAACCACACUAGAGAUAAUUUGAUUAAUAAAUCAGUCCUAAAAAUUUAAUCAUUAAACCUCAAUUUGAACUUGAUAAACAUACAUCAAAAAAUUUUACCACUAUCAAGUGGUUAUACUAAUUUUUCUCCAGUGGCAGAAUGUAUACAACUUUAUUGUAUUUGUUAGAGAAAAGAAAUGGAAGUACAGAAUCUAAUCGCAAAUAUACUGGCAUUAGUUACAUUGAUAUUAUGUUGUUAUUAUAUUAGCUUCUUCAGUUCAUUCAGUCCUUAUUCAUUCCAAAAAAAAUUAAGUACUUACCACGUCCUAGAUGUAAAGGAUAGAUAUAGUUUUUAAAAAGAUGGAUGAGCACCUAUAUAGGAAUGCUUUUAAUUUCAAGUCACAGAACACCAGUGAAGAGUUAUUUAAACCAUAAAGAAGUUUAAUUGUCUAACAUAACAAGAAGUCUGGAGAUAGAUAAUUCCAGGUGGUUCAACCUAUUUCUGCUCUGCCAUUCUAAUAAUGUUGGCUUUUCAUUCCUGGCUUACUGCCUCAUGGUCACAAUACAGUAGUUGCUGCUCCAGUGUAUUAUAUUCACAGCAGUAGCCCAAACAGGAAAGGAAGGCUGUACUUACCAGCAGAGAAAAUAAGGAAAAACUUCCCCCUGGUGUAACUCUUUUUAUCAGGAAGAAAAAUCUUUCCCAGAAUCUCCCCACUUGUCUAUCCCUAGACAAAGAGAAAUAGAGUAAUAAUUGACUUAGAUCAGUGAUUCUCAUCCUUUAAAAUCACCUGGAGUCUUUCAAAAUUUCUUAUGUGGAUAUUGUUAGUCCAGGUGGAGCUUAAUUCCCUACCGUGGUCAUGUGCUGCACUGUGAUUUGCUUCCAAAAAGUAGAUUUGGACUGGAUGAAAAAGUAACUAUACAGUGGAGAAACUGGAAAAUACUACCUUAGCCAGUUGAUCAGAGUUAACAUCAGAGAUAAGUCAUGUUGAGAACAAGUACAUCCAAUAUGAUGUUAUGAGAAGGUUACUUCACCUCUGUGGUUUUCUUCCGAAAUAAUAACCACUUCAGUUUUAUCAACACUGUUUAAGGGAAUUCUAUAAGAUACCUCUUCCGAUGAGAAAUUCUGCAAAAUUCUACAAAAUGCCUCUUCUGAUGAGAAACGUAUCAAACCAACACAGAUUUAAGAGAAUUCUACAAAAUAUCUGGCCAGUACUUCUUAAAACUAUGAAGAUCAUGAAAAACAAGGCAAGACUGAAACACAAGUUCAGAAGAGACUAAGGAGACCUGAUGUCUAAAUGUGAAGCCUUGUUCCAAGUGGGAUCUGGAACAGGAAAGGGACUCUAGGGAAAAUCUAAGAAAACCUGUAUAAAGUCUGCAGUUCAGUUAAUAUUAAUGUUCUGUCUGCUUUUGUAUAUCCUUGAAGAUUUCUAUUAAAAGUUUCUAAAUGUGAAUAUUUUAUUCUAGCAAUGAUAUGCCUACAUUUGUUUCAAUAAAAAAAGUAUA
Molossus molossus (Pallas's mastiff bat) is the source of this 2894-nucleotide messenger RNA. RefSeq names its product general transcription factor IIH subunit 5 (gene GTF2H5). Gene Ontology annotation, cellular component: transcription factor TFIIH core complex; transcription factor TFIIH holo complex. Gene Ontology annotation, biological process: nucleotide-excision repair; transcription by RNA polymerase II; transcription initiation at RNA polymerase II promoter. The record is from RefSeq and is a predicted model, not a curated record. The transcript is spliced from 3 exons. Lineage: Eukaryota; Metazoa; Chordata; Mammalia; Chiroptera; Molossidae. The coding region runs from base 86 to 301 and encodes 71 amino acids.